AGCUACAGCCGCUGUUUCUAGCAUGGCCAAGUCGAAUGACCUGAAAAUCUUCCUGGAGUCUUCGCUGAAUGAGAUCUUUAAAGCUACAGUGAGCGAUAUACUGGACUCAGUGGACCGGACUUUGUCCGAGUACCAAGGCACGAUACAGAGGAUCGAGUCGGAAAACGAAGGCCUGAAGCGACUGCUGUUUGCACAGAAGAGUACAGAAUCUGCUGCGAGAGAUAAACAUGAGCAUGAUGUUACAAAGAAGUUUUCAGCUUCAGAGUGGACCAGUUGUUCCUUCAGCUCCACAGAGGGCCUGUGCAAGAAGAGCUGCUGGAGGAAGCACAAAGACAAAAUGAGAGAGAGCGUGUCCUCUGCCUCAUUUUUACUGCAGACUAAUGACACAGUAGAACAACCAUGUGUAAACAUCACAGAGGCAGGUGCGGCUACAACAACCUUGACAUCUCUAAAAUCAGAGUCUGGCCUGGAUGAAAGCGGUGCUGUUGACCUCUCCCAACCUUCAUCCCUACUCAAUCUGACAAUGAGGCCAAUAAAAAAUGAGAGCACAGACAUCAGUUGUGACAGCCAUGAUGCAUAUGCACCUCUGCUGCCCUCUUCAGACCAUGAACAAGAUUCCAGUGGCAGUGAAGGUGCCAUCAAAGUCACCAUUGUUUCUGAGAGCUACAUUCAGGAUGGACAGUUCAUUAAGACAGAGGAGGAGGAGCCGAACGGGCUGUUGCACUAUGAUGACAGUGACAUUUUCUCUAACCAGGAUUUAAAGCAUGUGUUGAGAUAUUACCCUGAAUCAGAAAUAUAUCCCGAGCGAGUGAGUAGACAGGUUGUAGAGCCAGAAGUGGAGAUACAUAAGGAGAAUGAUUCACCUGCUGUUCUUGCAGAUGAGUUUUUGGAGAUUCAUGACAACUUUUUACGCUGCCCCACCUGUCCCAAAACAUUUAGUCGAGCAGCCUCGCUCAACAUCCACAUCAAGACUCACAGCGGUGAGAAGGCCCACUGCUGCAGCUACUGUGGUAAACGCUUUGGCCGAGCUGAUCUCCUCAAAUCCCACAAGCGAACCCACACAGGAGAAAGACCCUACAGCUGCAGCAUUUGCAGUAAAACAUACGCCCAUCCCAGUCAGCUUAGAAUACACAAACGCGUCCACACUGGAGAGAAGCCGUAUCCCUGCUCACACUGCGGAAAGCGCUUCAAUGAGCACAACCAGCUCAAAGUCCACUUGCGGACUCACACUGGGGAGAGGCCUUACAGCUGCCAGGAGUGUGGCAAAACAUUCAGCAACACAGGGAACCUACGUAUACAUGAGAGGAUUCACACUGGUGAGAAGCCGUACUGCUGCGCUCAGUGCGGGAAAAAGUUCAAUGGCUUGGGUGACCUCAAAACACAUUAUAGGAUUCACACUGGAGAGAGGCCCUAUAGCUGUGAGCUGUGUAAGAAGACCUUCAGCCAGGCAGGCCACCUCACCAUACACAUGCGGAUGCACACAGGAGAAAGACCGUACAGCUGCAAUGAGUGCGGCAAGAAGUUUACAGUGGCCAGCAGCCUGAAACUCCACCAGAGGACUCACACAGGAGAGAAGGAGUACAGCUGCUCAUACUGCAGCAAAAGCUUCAGCAGGUCGGGCCACCUGAAGAGGCACGAGCUGGUCCACACCAAAGAGAAGGUGUUCCUCUGCAGCCAGUGUGGAAAGACCUACACGGACCAGUCCUCCCUUAAGAAGCACCUGAAGAUGCAUGCAGCCAAAGAGCAGAAGGCUCAGAGCGAAGGAAGCACAGAGGAGGCUGAAACGAACCAGGCCCAACCUUCAGUCCCCACUGAUAGACAUUAAAGCCAAAUUAUUAAGGCCCAAUCCCAUUUCUUAUUUUUUAUCCUUACCCCUCAUUUACCUCAGCUCCCUCUCUUUGAGUUAACUCUCAAGAAGUAGUGGUUGAAAUCUUAUCUAAAUAAUAUAUAUAAAAAGCAACAACACUUCAAGACCUCUAUGCGUCAUCAGUAGUUAAUGACAAUGAUUAAAUAAACAGACACAACAGGUUGCUGUCAGAAAUUUUGAAUCACACAAUGCCAUCUUCAGCUGUUGUGAUUUCUCUUGUGUGGUCUUUAAGCAUGAAUUUGUGAUUUUCAACAGCAAAUAAGAAAAAUGCAAGGAUAGGAAUAUGGCCAAUAGGAAUAUGUUUUUGACACCAAGGAGUGUUGGUGUUUGUUUGAGGUAUGUAGCAUCAACUGCAGUUAACUUUUGUUGUAUGUUAGCCUCAUACCACUCAGUUCUGAGUCUGCCUCUGAAAGCCCUACCACUUCACCUUACCCUUCAGUCCUAAAGAAAAUCUGCACUCCCCUACCACUACAUGUGAAUGCACAAAACAGAGGGGUAGGGGCAAUGGGUGAAUUGGGAUUGGGCCUAAAAGUUCAGAAUGAGUGUUGUAUGUGAUUUUACAAAAUAGUAUUAGAGCAGAGUCCAGUUCAGACCAACACUGGACCUGUGUGAAAAUACACAGCCCCUAAUCAAUUUGAAUAGAAACAGUCCAUUUGCACCGGGGGAGCACCGGAAAAACAGCAGAAAGGUUGAGCCAAACUUUUGCUGCAAUGCAACAUCAUCUGGUCAGAUACAUGAUAGGAUAUAUUUAUGGUAGAUGACUUUGUAACACGAACAUCAUAUUUCUACUCUUUAUCUUGUGAUCAUCACAGUGAAAGUUAAAAUAGUAAAAUAAUGUCUGAGUGUUCUGUGUCUCCCUGGUACCUUAAACAUCAGGCCUCUGGCAGUAUAGCCCCCUGCAAUGUCCUAGGGUUGUGUGCUGGGAUUGAAAGCUCCAGAAGAAGAUUAUUUUGCCCCGGCAAGAAAGUUGUUUGUGAUAUUUGUGCUACAGUGCAAUACAGUGUUGUCUGAUAUUUGCUGUGUUUAGCUAGGUCCAUAUAUUUAGCUGUAUGUUUAAUUAUUUGAUCCUGAUUGAUCAAUUCUAACAUUCUCCUUGUAGGCUUCUCUCUCUCACAACUUGAGAUAAAAAAAGAGACCUUAAAAAAACAAUCCUACCAAAAUGUUGGUACAGUAGUGUGUUUCUGAAACGCUUGAUAGGAAAAGAAAAAUGACUGAAGGCCCUGCCUGUGGCAUUGGUGAGGUGUGUUCAUGACUUCAUCCCUGCUAAAGUAUUUAUGUUCUAUAGCUGGUCCUAACCUUUGAUACCACUGUGAAGAAAACUCAGUUUUCCCACAGGAGCCAGCAAUGGGUCGCAAUGUAAUCUUUUUUUAAUUGGAUAAAUGUAUGCACUUGGUAGCCAGAGAGGUAGACAGUGUGUAAGGUGAAGUUCAUUACUGUAAUGCUGUAUAUAGCUUUAACUAUACAGGCAGCAGUUUGAUCCAUUGAACUGGCAAGAAUGUAUGAUUCUCAGUGUUGAUUGACCAGUUUUCAGUGAUGAAUAAUUGUUUUGUCAAGUGAUGCUGAUAUGGAAGAAUGUGGAGCUUGUUCAUUGUAAGACCAGGAAAUACCAUUAACUGUGAACAAACAACGCACACAGGAGCAAAGUUUCAUGUUUCUGACCAUGUAUGUUGUGGUAGCUGGUUGAUUUUUUCUGGAUAACAGUGUAUAUAAAAAUGAGUGUUUGCCUCUAGGAAUUUAUUGUAACUUAAUUUAUGUUUUAUGUCUAAAUUAAAGAGAAA
Monopterus albus (swamp eel) is the source of this 3645-nucleotide messenger RNA. Its product is annotated as zinc finger protein 79. The transcript is spliced from 2 exons. Gene Ontology annotation, biological process: regulation of transcription by RNA polymerase II. Gene Ontology annotation, molecular function: RNA polymerase II cis-regulatory region sequence-specific DNA binding; DNA-binding transcription factor activity. Lineage: Eukaryota; Metazoa; Chordata; Actinopteri; Synbranchiformes; Synbranchidae. The record is from RefSeq and is a predicted model, not a curated record. The coding region runs from base 23 to 1825 and encodes 600 amino acids.